Messenger RNA from Orbicella faveolata, 5025 nucleotides. Its product is annotated as adrenocorticotropic hormone receptor-like. Gene Ontology annotation, biological process: G protein-coupled receptor signaling pathway. Lineage: Eukaryota; Metazoa; Cnidaria; Anthozoa; Scleractinia; Merulinidae. The record is from RefSeq and is a predicted model, not a curated record. Gene Ontology annotation, cellular component: plasma membrane. Gene Ontology annotation, molecular function: G protein-coupled receptor activity.
UUUGAAAAAUUAAUGCUAAAGUUUUCAAUAUGCGCAAACCGUGACUAAGCUCCUUUAAUAAAAAUGUUUGUCGUAUUAAAUAAGAGAUCCUAAAAGGCUUUUGCAGUUGUAUUUAGUUUUAUUGCUUUGUAACUCUCUCCUGCUUAUUGCCUUCCAGCUCGGUCUAGUUUCGUGCUGAAUAUUUAAUGAUUUAAUAUUAUAUAACCUAAAAAAAAACUGUCAAGUCAUAACGAGAAGAUAUCUUCGCAGUGAAUCAAUUAUUACAUGUAAAACACUUUUGCCAAACCAUGCAAGAGCUUAAAAAUGCACUGACAAAUUUGUCAUUCCCAGUACCCGAAAAUAAAAUUCUCAUUAUGUUGUGGAUCGAGAAAAAUUUCAUGACCAGCCGUCAACUGAUUUAGCCAGGUUUGCUUAAACGUGAGAUGUUACUGCUGUGUCAUCAUUGUUAAUUAUUGCAUAAACCCGUUUGAAGCAGCUCAAUUUGCAAGUAGUUAUUUAUACAUAUCAGCACGUGCGUUCCCGUUAUCAGUUUUAUGGAUUAAAAGACGAUAUCGCCAAACCACGGUAACAAAAUUAACACAAAAUUAUUGGUUUCGAGUAUGAGAAAUUAUAAUCAUAAGAAAGUGAAACAGCAGUUGAAGCAAGGUGUGGGUUCUGACUGAAAGUGAGAAUUUUUUUUUAAGGGCAACACUAUUUAUUUAUGGCUGAAUCAAUAACUUCACAAUUUCUCAAGGACUUCCUGUCAUUUUUACCAUAUCCGUCAAACUUUGACAACUAGCAAUCACUCGGAAAUCUGUUUCUCUUGAUUUUAAGCGUAGGCGUAGAAUAUGUACUCUUGUAUUGUUUUCCAGGGUUGUUUGAAUGCAUAGCUGCCGGUGUUUCAUUUUUCUCCCUCUAGUUAUUAUUGGAAAUUAUUUUACAUAUGAUUUCGUCUAUGUAGGUAACAGAAUCACGGAAAGAGAAUUCCCAGUGUAAUAUUUACUUUUUGCCUUUCUUAUCUUUCAAUCUUUCAUUAAAACUAUUUCACAGUGCUUUUUGUGCUUAAAUGCUCAUUUUUUAACAGGGCGAGCAAUUCUCGCUUAGAAGUGAUUUGUAGAACCUUAAGGCCAUGACGCAUUCUUUCCAUUAUGUCACGUUCAACAAAAUUGAUUGGUUUAGUUAUAAAAACGUUUGACUCAUUUAAAUACUGAAUGAGCGUGCUUGAAAAGGUUAACUGAAAAAACUCCAUCUUGAAAUAUUGUACAACAUCAUUUUAAGUUCUCUUAGUUUAGGUUUUGAGCUGGAAGUAUCGCGAGACCGAGGUAAUGUUUGGUUUUUUACUUAUUACGUUUGCUAUUCGAAGUAAACACUUAAUCCUAAAAAUAGUCAGUUUAUUUAACGCAUCUUAGAAAAUUUUCGAAACACUGUGCGUCACAGAAAAGAAACUACUUCAAGAGACAAUAACAUGCAAAAGAAUUGGUAAAUGAUCAUCAAUUUUACUCUUGAAGUUCUAAGUAAUGGAGUCUUCACUAUUUAUGCUAUUUGCUGGGAAUAGCAGGUCGAAAUCAUAUCCGGGCCUUUUCAUUAACAUUCCAUUUCCGUCCAAGUGAAAUGGUAAAUAAAUUUUCAGGGACAUUAUUUGCGCCGUAAAAAAGUUAGUGACAGCGGCAAUUUGACGCCAAUUGAGAUAAUGACAGCUGCAACUGACCGUUUCGGCUCUUUAGCCCUCGUACAUGGCUUGGUUUUAAAUCCAGCCCUGACACAUAUUUCUUUCUAAGUUUGCUGUGUUAAAACCACGAGGCGUGGUCAGAAAGUAAAGCGACUUACAGGGAGGUUCGAAACUGAAUUGUGACAAAUUGUAAAGCGUCGUCUCAUCAAGUUAUACUAACGAACUGAGAACUGUGUUUGAACAGCUGCCAGUGUGCUUUCGUAUCACUAGAAGGCGAUCUUUAACUUUUUUUAGCUUGGCACGUUCAAAGCGAAUUCAAUUUAAAACAGCAGUUGUUGUUGGAAACCUCAAUGAAGAAAAAGAAAAGAUCUCGCGACUUCACACCAAUCGCAUUAGAACUUCGGUAAACGCUGAUAGAUUGCAAUUAAGGGGUUUGACAAUCAUCAGUUAGUUGAGGAGCGAGAACUAAUUUACUUUUUCGGAGUUUCGUGGCCUGUAGCAUUGGACUGGUUUCGACAUCCGGCGAGAGAGUUGUCAGAAAAUGGCUGUCGUUGCGAAUUCGUGUCAAGGGGUGCCCGCGCCCACAGCUCUCUCGUUUAUAACAGCAUCUCUAUCUUUAUUUCUCGCCAUUAUCACUGUCCCUGGAAAUUUCUUGGUCUGCCUUGCUGUGUUCAAAGACCCGUACAAACGCCUCAGGUCGCCGUUUACUUUCUUUGUAGUAAGUCUUGCCGUUUCUGAUCUGAUCGUCGGCAUGGUGACGGAACCCAUUUCGGUUUGGCUUCACUUUCGCGAGGGAUUUUCCCUGGAGAUCAAUCACAUUUGGUUGAUUCACAUGUCGUACUUUAUCUCUUGUACCGCCUCCGUGUUGAAUCUGGCUGCUUUGACUGCAGAUCGCUUUACAGCGAUAACCUAUCCUCUUCAAUACAGGGCAAGGUUUGGCACCAAGCGAGCGGCAGUAAUCGCGGCUCUUAUUUGGUUCCUGUCGUGCAGUUUGCCGUUUGUUUACCUGGAGGUCGGAUAUUUGCUGUACGCGUUUGUAUUUGCAAACACUGCCAUCGCGUUGACCUUUAUCAUAUUCCUCGUUACUUAUGUUGGGUUUUUGCGUAGUAUGAGAGCCCAGGUGUCGGAGUUGGAAAUGGUGCGAGAUAGCUCACAAACUGAAGAAAAUCGAGCGAGAAGACGAACUGCUGCUAACGAGAGGAAUGUCACCAAGGCAUUCAUGUUGAUGCUAGGCUUGUUUCUGUGUUGCUACACUCCGUCUUGUGUCAUGAUAUACGUUAUGAACCUGUGCUCGUCCUGCAGUUGUUAUGCAAUCCACAUUCUUCGAGAUCUUCAGUUCCUCUUCGUGUUGGGUUCCUCGGCGCUAAAUCCAUUUCUUUACGCCUGGCGUUUACCUAACUUUCGAAAGGCGUUUGUUAGGAUUUUGCGUUGGCGAAAAGUAAACGAGGAAACUGCACCUGCUAACACGCUAGAGAGCGCGGGGAGAGUACCCGGCACGGUCGAUAGAUCACCUUGAAUGCAUGCGAGGACACUGAACUGGCUAUUUGUUAUAUACAGUGGAAUCCCAAUUUCUCAAACUUCCAAGGAGAACGAAAAUUGAUCAAGUAUAUCGGAAGUCCAAGAUAUGGGUGUAAAACUACAGAGAAAUAAAUCAUAGUUAAUGAAUAAAUCUAACGACCUUUGGUUCGAGUUAUGCCGCGGAGGUUCUAAAAAUCAGGAUUCCUCUGUACUCGGCAUCUUCCGAAAAAAAAAAGAAGAAGAAACAGAAACAAUAGUAGCGAUAAAAAGAAAUCUUUUUACUAGUGAAUGUCAACGAAAGGGGAGGGCGAGUUCAGACAUUGCCUUCCAGCUUCCAGUUUUCCUUACUCCCUUAGGGCUUAGGAGCGCUUUAAUUUACUGAUUUAUUGCUUCUUUAAUUGGUAUUCUGAGAAUUAGCUGAGGGAAAUUUCAUUUACUGACAUAUGAUACGGGGAGGAUUCCUUUCCACAAUCGCUAGGAUUUUCUCGUCAUCUGUGUAUGAUUGCUGUAUAAACGCGCAGCUUUGUAUCAUGUUUAGAAACUCUGAAGAAAUGUGCAGAAAGAAAAGAAAAAAUGUCAUUCUGAAAAUUCAUUUAUCCUUGCAGUCAAGUAGACAGGUGAUUAGAGUUUAACGAAAAUCGUUUAAGAGUCAUUAUCAGACGACGAAGUUAAUUCAGAAGACCAUUUAUGAAAACCGACCAAUCAGAUUGCUCUGUAGCCCGUCUAUAUUUUUCAAGUAUUGGACCAGGCACUCUGCCGAAGGUCUUGUAAUUUUUAUGGCUUUCUUCUCACCAGGAGAUAUCUUGCACAUUAAAGGUUCUUUUGUUUCUUUUGUGUUAAUCCAACUUCAGUUCUUUUCCUGCUUUUUGAAAACGUCAAAUUGGAGUAAACUCUAAGACGGUUAUUAAUCAGAAUUACGCGCAUGAAGAUUAUAUUUUCUUUCCAGCCUGUGAUCGUGGGAUUUUUUUCUUAGCAGUUCAGGCGUGUAACAGAUCAUCUCAGUUUUGAUAACCAAGUACCACAUAAAAGGUUCUUUUGUUUUUUUUUAAUCCAAGUUUCUUUUCCUUCUUUUUUGAAAACGUCAAAUUGGAGUAAACUCUAAAACGGCUUUUAAAAGAUUAUAUUGUCUCUGCAGCCUGUGAUCAUGGGAUUUUUUUCUUAACAGUUCAGGCGUGUAAUAGGUCAUAUUUUGAUAACCAAGGAUAAUCAGGGCCUUGCUGGGAAAGUAUAAGCCCUUGGUCUUUUUUGUUUGUAUUAUCAAUACCUCGGUCUCAUAUUUUCCAUCUACGGCCUUGGUGCUUGGUUUAUAUGCAUUGUCCUGUUGUACCACAAAAUUUUCAAAACUAACAUUACAGGGAUUGUAUAUAGAUUAACCAGGAGAAUUGGCAGAAAAAUACGUUUUAGAUGUCUUGUAAGCAAAUAAGUAUUAGCCUUAGUAUAGUUUAAAUCUGUCAGUGUUUCUUGAAAUGGUUUUAAACUCCUUGAAAUAAACGUUUUGUGUUUUGCUGUCAUGUUUGAGUGUUGAGUUUUGUAUAGAGUCAUCUUCAUUUGGAAAGUAGAAUUUACAUCUAGAUAUUUAGUUGCGUCUGCACAUGUAUGUUCAUUUUAUAAAACGCGCUUGUCAGCUAUGAACAACUUGAAGACUGAGGUGUUCGUUUAGGAAAUUAGGGACCUUUAGAUCAUAGUAGGAGUAAGAGAUUGUGUACGAACGGCGACUUUUUAUGCUUUCCAUUAUCACGUUUCACGCCAGUGUCUCGCGGAUAGUGUCAUAUUCAACUGGCCAGUAACGGGGAGGAGCGAGGGCACUGGGAACGUAACUAUACUGCAAUAUGAAAGUCGUAUUCAUGUAGUCAUAGUUA